AGUCCACAACAAACGGAGGAGAGCUCGCAAAACAAAAAAGCGUGUCCCUGCCCAAGCUUGUGACGUCGCAUCGAACACGGCAGCAAGCCCACUCCACGGGCGUCACGACGCAUCUCUCCCUCCUCUUCACUCGGCGCGUCUCCGUCUUCUGCUGCGCCAGAUACACACACACACACUAUAUUCGUACAUAAAGGAAAAGGCUCAACCGAAUGGACAAGGCGAAGACACUGGAAGUUCUCCGUGGCAUGAAGUUCAUGCAGCGGAAGGAGGAGGCGAAGCGCCGCGCGACCUUCGAGGUAGCCCAGCGUGAGGAAAUCGAACACCACCUACACGCCGACAGCACCAGCGGCACCACGGCGGCGCCAGGCAAGCGCAGGGGCGGCCCCGCACGUGCCACAGUCCUCUACGAUGACGCCCUUCCUUCGAACUUAUACGGACUUGCGCGGCGUUCGUUUACCGACACCCUGGGUGAGCCCUCCGACCUAGAGACAUUAAGGGAGGUGGGUAAGGACGACGGCGUAGGGACGUCCUCCUCCCCCACGGCCGCUGCUGGGGAGCACAACAACGACAUCGACGGCAAUGCGGUGGACAGUGGUGAGGAAGAGGUGGAGGACUUGUGGGGCAGCGAAGACGCGAGCGAGGGCGACGAUAAGAAGGCCACGGUAGAAGAAGACCCAACGGCUGCCCCGGGCCGUCAUCUGCCCCGAAAGAAGAAGUCCGCCGCGCACCGGCACACCAACAACGCGAGCAAAGGUGGCCGCCAUGACGGCCGCUUUACCGUGCAGGCCGCCGUGCGAGCGCCGAAGCUGCCGCGUCGUCUUGAGGAGGCGAUCGCCGAGGAGGAGCGACAGCGCAAACGGCGACGUGCCGAGGAUGACGGCGACGUAGGUUCUUAA
This is a messenger RNA of Leptomonas pyrrhocoris, 896 nucleotides long. RefSeq lists its product as hypothetical. NCBI's taxonomy places the organism in Eukaryota, Euglenozoa, Kinetoplastea, Trypanosomatida, Trypanosomatidae. The transcript has a single exon. The record is from RefSeq and is a predicted model, not a curated record. The coding region runs from base 210 to 896 and encodes 228 amino acids.